CCGAGCCGCAGCCGCAGCCGCCUCCGUCCGCCCCGCGCUCCGCCCGCCGCGAUGCUCGCCCGCGCCCUGCUGCUCUGCGCAGCCCUGGCGCUCUGCCAGGCAGCCAGUCCUUGCUGUUCCAAUCCGUGUCAGAACCGAGGAGAGUGUCUCAGCGUGGGAUUCGACCGCUACCAGUGCGACUGUACCCGGACAGGGUUCUACGGUGAAAACUGCACCACGCCUGAAUUUCUAACAAGAAUAAAAUUACUGCUGAAGCCCACUCCAAACACAGUGCACUACAUACUCACCCACUUCAAGGGAGUCUGGAACAUUGUCAACAACAUUCCCUUCCUGCGAAAUUCAAUCAUGAGAUACGUGCUGACGUCCAGAUCACAUUUGAUUGACAGCCCACCAACUUACAACUCGGAUUAUGGCUACAGAAGCUGGGAAGCCUUCUCUAACCUUUCCUACUACACCCGAGUCCUCCCUCCUGUGGCGGAUGACUGCCCCACUCCCAUGGGUGUGAAAGGGAAGAAGGAGCUUCCUGAUUCAAACAAGGUUCUGGAGAAAGUUCUUCUGAGAAGAAAGUUCAUCCCUGACCCUCAAGGCACGAAUAUGAUGUUUGCCUUCUUCGCCCAGCACUUCACCCAUCAGUUUUUCAAGUCAGAUCCGAAACGCGGACCAGCUUUCACCACAGGACUGGCCCACGGGGUGGACUUAAGUCAUGUUUAUGGUGAAACUCUGGAUAGACAGCAUAAACUGCGCCUUUUCAGGGAUGGAAAAAUGAAAUAUCAGAUAAUUGAUGGAGAGAUGUACCCUCCCACAGUCAAAGAUACCCAGGUACAGAUGAUCUACCCACCCCACACCCCUGAGCACCUGCGCUUCGCCGUGGGCCAGGAGGUCUUCGGCCUAGUGCCCGGUCUGAUGAUGUAUGCCACCAUCUGGCUGCGGGAACACAACAGAGUGUGCGACGUGCUUAAACAGGAGCAUCCGGAGUGGGAUGAUGAGCGUCUGUUCCAGACAAGCAGGCUAAUACUGAUAGGAGAAACAAUUAAGAUUGUGAUUGAAGACUACGUACAGCACUUGAGCGGUUACCACUUCAAACUGAAGUUUGACCCAGAGCUGCUUUUCAACCAACAAUUCCAGUAUCAGAACCGCAUUGCUUCUGAGUUCAACACACUCUACCACUGGCAUCCCCUUCUGCCUGACACCUUUCAAAUCCACGACCAGGAGUACAACUUUCAACAGUUUCUCUACAACAACUCUAUGUUAGUGGAACACGGACUUACCCAGUUUGUUGAAUCAUUCACCAAGCAAAUUGCUGGCAGGGUCGCUGGUGGCAGGAAUGUUCCACUUGCAGUACAAAAGGUGGCAAAGGCUUCCAUUGACCACAGCAGAAACAUGAAAUACCAAUCUCUGAAUGAGUACCGCAAACACUUUUUGUUGAAGCCCUAUGCCUCAUUUGAAGACCUUACAGGAGAGAAGGAAAUGGCUGCAGAGUUGGAAGCCCUCUACGGUGACAUUGAUGCUGUGGAGCUGUAUCCCGCCCUGCUGGUGGAAAAGCCUCGGCCAGACGCUAUCUUCGGUGAGACCAUGGUGGAAAUGGGAGCUCCGUUCUCCUUGAAAGGACUCAUGGGUAAUCCCAUCUGUUCCCCACACUACUGGAAGCCGAGUACUUUUGGAGGAGAAGUAGGUUUUAAGAUCAUCAACACUGCUUCCAUCCAGUCUCUCAUCUGCACUAAUGUGAGGGGUUGUCCUUUCACAUCGUUCAGUAUUCCAGAUCCUGAGCUUGCCAAAACAGUCACCAUUAACGCAAGUGCUUCCCACUCUAGACUGGAGGACCUCAACCCCACAGUACUGCUAAAAGGACAUUCACCGGAGCUAUAGGAGUCUGUCAUGCAUAUUUAUUUAUUUAUAAAAACCAUUUCUUGUAAAUUAUUUAAUAAUAUUUAUAUUAAGUGCCUUGUGUUACUUAACAUCUGUGACAGAAGGUAGUGUGCUUGUUGCAGUGGAACGGGUCAUACUUCUGACAACUCCUUUAAACACUACUUUAGAGGUGUGUUUAUUUCACGUUAAAGGAGAAAGUAGUUUUCAGUCUUUUGUAUAAACCAGUGGGAAAUGAUUUUUGACAUCUUUUUACUUGAAUUUCAAUUUAUAUUGUAAGAAGAAUGAAAGCAAAGAUGUUCGAACACUUCAAUGCUGUUACAUAACAGCAAAAUGCUGCAGAUUUCUACACUGUCUUAUGUCCGAUGCAUUAGAAACAACUAAGGUUGGGGAAUUUUAAUGAAAUUUUGGACAUCUAAUUGUCAAAAAAGUGUACAAGCACAUUUUCAAAUGAAUAUUUAAAGCAUACACUGCCAAUAAUUUUAUAUUUUUUAAAGCAGCCUUGAAAUAAUAAUUUGAAAUUUGCAGAAUAUUUUAUAUAAAGAGAUUCCAGAGUUCAUGUGACUAAUAACAAUUAAAUCUAUAGAAGCAAAAGAUUCUAUAUUUAAAAUAAAAACAAAGAAGAAACCAAAUUGAAAUUCAAAUUUGGGUUUAAGCAUUUGAAGGAGACUCUAUCAUAUUCUUGUGUACUGCAGGCCUGGUCUUGAGCAGAUUUUGCUGUGAAGUUAAUUAAUUGCCAAGUGUGGCUGUGCACACCUGUAAUCCCAGCAUUUGGGAGGCUGAGACAAGAGGAUCACAAUGAGUUCAAGGCCAUCCUGGACUACAUAUGUCAGGGCUGCCUGAACUACACACCAAUAUCCUCUCAAAAAAAAAACAAAGUAAUAAUGAAUUACUGAUGCAUUUGGAUAAUGAUUUUCUGUUAAAUAGUAUGAAUUAGAUGUCUACAUCACAGUGCAAAGAGUAACAAUGACCUCAUGAAAAGUCUCUACAAAAUACUUAAAUCCAUUUUAUACAUUAAUUUUAUCUAAAUAAGCCAAUUUAAUAUUGCAUUUGAAAUCAAACCAGACUAUCUUCAUGCUGCUCCUUUUUUUUUCUUGUAGCCAUUUGGCUAAAAGAAAUCCUCCUGAUCAGUUUAUUCUAUUUUUUUUCCUAAUUUUAAAAUCAG
Heterocephalus glaber (naked mole-rat) is the source of this 3028-nucleotide messenger RNA. RefSeq names its product prostaglandin-endoperoxide synthase 2 (gene Ptgs2). Gene Ontology annotation, molecular function: heme binding; prostaglandin-endoperoxide synthase activity; peroxidase activity. Gene Ontology annotation, cellular component: neuron projection; cytoplasm. Gene Ontology annotation, biological process: response to oxidative stress; cyclooxygenase pathway. Lineage: Eukaryota; Metazoa; Chordata; Mammalia; Rodentia; Bathyergidae. The record is from RefSeq and is a predicted model, not a curated record.